This is a messenger RNA of Schizosaccharomyces osmophilus, 1110 nucleotides long. RefSeq names its product ER sterol deacetylase Say1 (gene say1). Bases 1 to 1110 code for a protein of 369 amino acids. The record is from RefSeq and is a predicted model, not a curated record. Lineage: Eukaryota; Fungi; Ascomycota; Schizosaccharomycetes; Schizosaccharomycetales; Schizosaccharomycetaceae. The transcript has 2 exons.
AUGAUGUCUUUUCCAUUCUUUUUGCGGUUGAUUACCCUUCCGUUUGUAUGGAUUUGGACAGCUAUUUUGUAUGUAACCGUGGGGACAAGAUUUCGAGAACAAGAAGCAUUUCAAAAAAGCUUUUCUCUGAAUUUGUUUGCUAUGAGCUAUACGCAUCUAAGUAGUGGGGCGACGUUGAAAGAUUUUAAAUACAUCGAUGGGGGAAAGAGUUUGUUUGGUAUACUAGAAAAAAAGGAGAACAAAUUCAAUCCUUCUAAAAGUCUUCCUAGCUAUGGAGAAGUAUUCACUCGAAAAGAUACUGAAAAAAAUAUCCCCGAUUCCGCAUGGCUUGCUAAACAUCCUCAAGAAAUGGGUAAAGAGGACUCCGUUAUUGUCUAUCUUCAUGGCGGAAUGUUGUGCCAUUCUAUUUCACCGGUUCAGCCUCCUUCUAUAUUGCUUAUUGAUUAUUCUUUGGUACCUGAAGGAACGACCUAUCCAACACCAACUUUAGAAUGCUUUAAUGUUUAUGACAAGUUGGUUUCCCUUGGAUACAAGAAAAUACUUCUAGUCGGUGAUUCUGCUGGUGGUUAUCUCUCGUUGUCAUUACUUCACCAAUUAAGCGAAAGGUCCAAAACAAGCAAAGUAGUCUGGCCUCAUGGUGUAGCGUUAGUUUCGCCUUGGUUGGAUUUGACCAGUGCCAAAAAAAUAAAGUCCUAUAUAAGUAACGCUGAUAAAGAUGUGAUUACCUUUGAAAAUUUGCAAAGAUUUGGAAAAGCAUAUACGCGACGAAAUGAGAAAUUAUACUCCCUGCCUCUGACGAAUAUAAACUUGAAUUCUGAUGAUUUUUGGUCAGAACUUCCACCUUUUAAAAAAGGCAACUUUUUGAUAGUGGUUGGUAAGGACGAGAUUUUAAGAGACAGUAUUUUGGAAUGGUGCCUCGAAAACUCAUCGCUAGGUAAAAAGUUUCCUGAAAGGAUAAUGAUCGAAAACAAGGGCAUUCAUGACGGUUUGUUCGUUACAGAAACUUCUAUGCUCUUGAGGAAAUAUAUAACUUUUGAGGAAUGGUCUCAAAAGUUUGGAGUGAAUGCACUGUAUAAUUUUAUAAAAGAAAUGGACGAUAACCUAAGUUAA